CAAAAGCCCAAACCCUCUUAUUCUCCUAUUCCCCCUUCCUCUUCUCGUCGCCCUCUUUCAGCCCACCCACUGUUCCUAUCCCAAACCCUAAACUUCUUCUGAUCAACCACUCUGCUCGCGUCUGCUCCUUGAUCCGUUCGAUCACUUUGAGAUGGAGGAUGGAAAGGUCUCGGACAAACAUUUGUCUUCAGCUGCAGCAUUUGUGGAAGGUGGAAUUCAGGAUGCCUGCGAUGAUUCUUGCAGCAUAUGCCUUGAAGCAUUUUGUGACAGUGAUCCUUCAACGAUUACUGUUUGCAAGCAUGAAUUUCACCUACAGUGUAUCCUUGAAUGGGGCCAGAGAAGCUCACAGUGUCCCAUGUGCUGGCAGCCUCUUAGCUUGAAAGACCCCAACUGCCAGGAAUUGUUUGAUGCAGUAGAACACGAGAGGAAUAUCAGGAUGAAUCCUCCGAGAAACACUACAAUUUUUCAUCAUCCUACUUUAGGGGAUUUUGAGUUGCAGCAUUUACCUGUUAGUGCUACUGAUUCUGAGCUUGAAGAGCGUAUUAUUCAGCACUUAGCUGCUGCUGCUGCUAUGGGAAGGGCACGUAACCUUGCCAGGAGGGAAGGUCAAAGGGGUAGAACAUCUUCCCAAGGUCAUCCCCAUUUUCUGGUGUUUUCAACUAAUCCAAAUACAGCCCCGGCUUCUUCUCCUUCUGCCCAGAGGGUUGGAGGUGAACCCGCUUCUGUAUUCAUUGGUGGUCACCAAACAUCUCCAGGUAUUACAGUUGGAGAGGGUUCGGCCCAAUUGACUGCAUCACCAUCCCCUGCCCAAAAUAAUCAGAUUCCCGCCUCUGGAUCAGGUGGUGGUUGUGUUAGUCAAAUUGGAACUUCUCCAAAUAAUAGGAGAUCUCCCCAUUCUUCUCCUAACAACCAAGAUAGAGUUGGACCAUCCGAUUUUCAGUCUUUCUCGGAAUCUAUAAAAUCUCGAGUUAGUGCCUUUUCAAUGAGAUAUAAAGAAUCUAUCACAAAGAGUACAAGAGGAUGGAAGGAAAAGUUUUUCCCUCGGAAUAAUUCAACAGUGAGUCAUGGCUCUGAAAGUAGGAAUGAGGCGGCUGGAGAUAUUGCCACUGUGUCACGCAUGAUGGAUCAUCUUGAAACUAGAGAGACUAGUAGGACUAUGCCUUCUCCUAUAUCAAAUAGAAUGGACGAGAAUAUAACAGCAGAUCACGCGGAACAACAUAUCUCAGCAAUUGAUGGCAAUCACUCAUUGCCUGAUGGUAGUAGGCAAACACCAUGCACUACAGGCUCUUCUUCAGACUGAUUUUUUAUUGUGACGGUGCAUGUUGCAGUCUCUUCUCUAAAAGGAAUGAUGUUUUGCCUGUUUAUACCUGAAUGUUGGCAAUGUGAUAGCCUGCUGCAAUAAGAAAAUACGGCUGCUUCAUAUGUGGCUUGGAACCAGUAUAUAUAUAUAUAUAUAGCAAUAUAGUUGAUGUAAAUGCUUUAUGACUAUCUCACUCUCCUUCAUGUGGAUCAAACUCUAAAUUCGUCUUUUCUUGUGACAAAAUUCAUUUGAACGUGAAUGAAUGUUCAUCUUUUAACGAGUUAAAAGCUCAAA
Molecule: messenger RNA, 1594 nt
Organism: Ipomoea triloba (trilobed morning glory)
Lineage: Eukaryota; Viridiplantae; Streptophyta; Magnoliopsida; Solanales; Convolvulaceae
Product: E3 ubiquitin-protein ligase RHF2A-like
Exons: 9
Coding region: 152-1300 (382 amino acids)
Molecular function (GO): ubiquitin-protein transferase activity
Source: RefSeq, a predicted model, not a curated record